This is a messenger RNA of Clonostachys byssicola, 1368 nucleotides long. The record is from the annotation of a GenBank genome assembly. Lineage: Eukaryota; Fungi; Ascomycota; Sordariomycetes; Hypocreales; Bionectriaceae.
AUGGCACUUGGGAACAGGUCCGAGGGCUCUAUUGGAGAUGCAUUCGCUUCUCUGUCCACGAAUAACUUCGAGCUCCCCCCUCGCUUCGGCAGCUUGAAGCAGCAGCUGGUAGGCCAGAAUGGGGAGGCAAUACUUGAUAGCUGGCUGCGUCUUCUCAAGCACCUGGACGAGGAGACAAUCCCCAGCGUCAAUGAGCUCAGCCAUUCAAUCAUUCCAGAGGUCGACUUCAGCUCAAUUGUCGAAAAUGGCGGUCGACUUCCCGAAAAAUCAAAAGCCCUGCUCAAAGACCGCGGCACGAUUGUGAUUCGAGGGUUAGUGUCGGAGAGACAGGCACUCGAAUGGAAGCAGUCUGUUCGCGAGUACAUCAAGAAGAACCCUUCAACCAAAGGUUUCCCGGCCAAUGAUCGCCAGGUAUACGAGAUCUAUUGGAGCAAGGCCCAACUUGAGGCCCGGGCACAUCAGAACAUGCUUUUAGCACAGACAGCACUGAACCUUGUUUGGGAUAAGCAGGACCAUGACAAGGUGGUGUUGUCUGAAGCCGUAGCCUACUGUGAUCGCUUAAGGAUGAGGAUGCCCGGAGACAAGUCUUUCAACCUGGGUCCUCAUCUCGAUGGAGGAUCGUUAGAGCGAUGGGAAGAUCAAGAAUACCGCAAAUGCUAUACGGAAAUCUUAGAAGGCCAUUGGGAGGAUCACAAUGCUUUCAAUGUUAGCCCCAGGCUCAAUGCCACUGUUGAUAUGUACAACGGACCCGGGGGUUGUUCUGCGUUCAGGUCGUAUCAGGGUUGGCUUUCACUCUCGAACUGUGCCCCAACAAAUGGAUCUCUUCGGGUUUUCCCUGACCUCAAAGCCUCAACAGCCUAUACACUUCUGCGGCCCUUUGUGACAGAGACUGGUGACCGAUGGUCUCUGGACAACAAGUCUCCCAUUUUCCAUGGGGCUGCUAUGGGUGCCGGCCAAGAGCUUCUUCCAAGCCUCCAUUCCCAUAUCAGCCCACGAGGCUUCGUAACUAUCCCGACCGUACGUCCGGGUGAUGCUGUAUUUUGGCAUUGCGACACUGCGCACAUGGUUGAGGCCGAGCAUCAAGGCACGGAAGAUGCCAGCGUCUUCUAUAUCCCCUCGUUCCCCUUAUGCAAUGUCAACGCCACCUAUCUGAAACGUCAAAGGGAAAACUUUUUAAACUUGCGGCCACCACCCGACUUUCCGGGAGGUAUUGGAGAGUCGGAGCAUAUAGAUGCCGGCUCAGUCGCGGACCUGUCUCCAGAAGGAAAACGUGCGAUGGGUUGCGGCCCAUUUGACCCCAACUUGGCAUCCACUCCAGGUGAAAAGUUGGCAUAUCAAUUUGCUAACGAAACACUUGAGUUCAAUUAA